AUGGUCGACCCGAUCAUCGGCACGAAGCGCCUCACCAAGGUACUGAUGGACGGGGACAGUGGCCUCAACAUCAUGUACGUCGAGACCCUGGAUGCCAUGGGCAUCGACCGGUCACGCAUUUGGCUGUCUGGAGCGCCAUUCCACGGCAUCGUGCCAGGGAAGCAGGCGAUACUGCUCGGGCAGAUUGACCUGCCCGUAACAUUCGAGGAUCUAACCAACUACAGGAUGGAGACCCUCACCGAUGAGUGCGAGGUGGAGAGUUGCGAGCUUGCCUCGGUGGUCAACGCCUUUGAGGAACUCGUAGUCAUCCGGGAGGAAACCGCGGAGGAGGCGCCCAACUCCAGGAGGAGCAUCAGAUCCUUUGAGCCCGUGGAGGCUGCCAAAGAGAUCCUCAUCGACCCCAACAACUCGGGGGACAAGAGGGUGCGGAUCGGCAGAGAACUCUCCUCCAAAUAG
Panicum hallii is the source of this 456-nucleotide messenger RNA. RefSeq lists its product as uncharacterized. Bases 1 to 456 code for a protein of 151 amino acids. The transcript has 2 exons. Lineage: Eukaryota; Viridiplantae; Streptophyta; Magnoliopsida; Poales; Poaceae. The record is from RefSeq and is a predicted model, not a curated record.